This is a messenger RNA of Folsomia candida, 2585 nucleotides long. RefSeq lists its product as uncharacterized. The record is from RefSeq and is a predicted model, not a curated record. NCBI's taxonomy places the organism in Eukaryota, Metazoa, Arthropoda, Collembola, Entomobryomorpha, Isotomidae. The transcript is spliced from 18 exons. The coding region runs from base 37 to 2493 and encodes 818 amino acids.
CUAAAUAUCCUAAAUAGCUAUUCAUUUUGACUGAAAAUGGCAGAAAAUCCAAACAAUAAAGAAGAUCCUCCUGCCUCAUCGGAACCAAUUAGCAAUACAUCAACCAACAUUGCAGAAACGUUAGAUCCUGAACUGGCAUCAGAAGAACAAACCAUACCACCAAAUGCUGAUACUCCGUCACUUUCGACAGGAGGAGCCUUGUCCGCUCAACCAUCAGCAGAGCCACCUCAAUCAGAAUCAGCGGCAUCUCAACCAGAAUCAGCGGCGUCUCAACCAGAAUCAGCGGCGCCUCAACCAGAAUCAGCGGCGCCUCAACCAGAAUCAGCGGCGUCUCAACCAGAAUCAGCGGCGUCUCAACCAGAAUCAGCGGCGCCUCAACCAGAAUCAGGGCCGCCUCAACCAUCAGCAGCCAUUGAAGCUCCUCCCACAGGGCCUUCAGCAACUCAGCCCGAAGUUGUCGUACCCGCUGGAGACCCAGAAAAAUCAAAAGUGGUUAUAAGCGAAAAAAUUACAGCAUUUUCCGCUCCUCCAUCAUCUGCACCAUCAGUUGUAGUGGUUGAUGUAUCUUCAUCGUCGACACCAAUGUCUCAAGAUGGAUCAAUGCAUUAUGAAGAUCAAAAGUGGGGAUUGGAUAAGGAACCACCAUUUGUCGUUCGUGAGUGGAAAGCUCAGUCAUGGGCGUCUUCAGCUGCUUCAUCGGGAACAGCUAUGGAAACAUUUACAAAGUCGCUGAAAUUUGCUACAGAUGGAUCAAUGGCUCACGAGGACCAAGCUUGGAAAUUAGAUAGAGAACCAGACCAAGUCUCAAAAGAUGGGGGUGCGGCGCCACCGACGGAGGCUCUCAUAACUGAACCAGCUAAAUUACCGGAUCCACAACAGUCAACUCUAUUUUCUGCAGAUGGGUCGUUGGCUUAUGAAGAGCAGCCUUGGAAUUUAGAACGUGAUCCUACCAAAUCAGGACAAAAUGUACCAUCCAAUAACAUCGGCAACCUUGCCACUGAUGGCUCAAUGGCAUAUGAAAAUCAACCCUGGGUGCUUGAAAAGGACACCUCAAAGGGACAAAAUAAGGUACCACCAUCCGUCAACAUUUCGGAUUUUGCUUCAGAUGGUUUAAUGGCAUAUGAAAAUCAACCCUGGAUGCUUGAAAAGGACACCUCAGGAGGAGCAAGUAAAGGACUGGGAUCCGUCAACAUCAAGGAUUUUACUUCAGAUGGUUCAAUGGCAUAUGAAAAUCAGCCCUGGAUACUUGAAAAGGACACCUCAGGAGGCGCAAGUAAAGGACCAGGAUCCGCCAACAUCUCGGAUUUUACUUCAGAUGGUUCAAUGGCAUAUGAAAACCAGCCCUGGGUGCUUGAGAAAGAUACCUCGGGACGGGGUGCAAUGUCUAGUCUUGCAUCAGAUGGCUCAAUGGCUUACGAGAAUCAACCCUGGAAACUUGAACGGGACCCUUCACGUUUUAGCACCAAUGGUCCUUCAAUUGCAUAUUUUGAAUACUCUCUUAAGGACGGUAGUCGGAACCCAGUUCAGACCCAGACAGAUGCAGAUGGAAAUCCGUUUGAAAAUGUUUGUAAAGGUCCUGAUAUGAAAACGGGAGAUUGUGGUAAAUGUCGCGUUGCGGACGAAUGCUUCCCAAACCAAACAGAAUGCAAUGAUUUGGAGUUUGGCCAACUCGUGGGGUUCGCCCAGGAUUUUGUGUACGAAACUAAACAAUUGGGAUGGUAUUUCAUUUCGCAGUGUUUAGAAUGGUUGAAUGACGAUAAAUGCGACCCUUGUGUUUGCCGUGAUGGAAAUCAGAAUGAAGUUUCCACAACGAAAUCGGCGAUUAACUUGAACAAAGUAGCAGUGUCUGAAUCAGCAUCUAAAGCAGACUUGAUCGGCAAUGGUCCUUCCAUUAAUCCCUCAGAUGGGUCAAUGGCAUACGAAAAUCAACCGUGGGUGCUGGAAAGGGAUCCUGCUCAAGGCAGCGUUAAAGCACCUACGUCUUCACGUUUUGGGUUAAUUGAACCUCCUGCAUCAGAUGGAUCAUUGGCUUAUGAAAAUCAGCCUUGGGUUCUUGAAAAAGAUCCAGUACAAAGUGGAGGCGUUAACGCAUCUUCAAGUAAGGUCGUGGGAGCUCCAUCGGCUACAUCGACAGUCAAAACCCUUCAACCUUCUCAAUCGUCUGUUGGAUUGAAUACUGCAGACGUGGAAAGCAAGGAAAGUAAGACUGUAUUGCAAGAAAAAACUCCGUCUAAAGCUGACGGAAUAGCAGCAGCAGCAGCAAGCGAUGUUGCACUUGUACCUUCAGAUGUAUCUUUUGAAGCACAAUCUUGGACACUAGAGAAGGAUUCCUCUCAGACGACUGUUGGAAAUAUACUUUCACUUGAGCUGGCAACUGAAAUAUCUGACCCCCCGAAAGAAAUCAAGGCCGAAGAUGGUUCAGCAGAAGCUAGCUCUCCACCGCCACCCGAUUCUCCUCCAACUCCUACAGAUGAACCAUCGACAACAAAAUAAUCGAUUGCUUGCUAAAGCUUGCAAACACUUUUAUAGAAUCAUAUUAACCCUUUAAAAUAAAACUUGUCGUCUAUUCAUACAAUUAAAAUUAA